This is a messenger RNA of Cynara cardunculus var. scolymus (artichoke), 1175 nucleotides long. RefSeq names its product RNA-binding protein 42-like. Gene Ontology annotation, molecular function: mRNA binding. The transcript has 6 exons. Bases 243 to 980 code for a protein of 245 amino acids. NCBI's taxonomy places the organism in Eukaryota, Viridiplantae, Streptophyta, Magnoliopsida, Asterales, Asteraceae. The record is from RefSeq and is a predicted model, not a curated record.
AAUAUAAUCUUUUCUUAGAAUUCUCUAUCUUUCAUAAUCCUUUCACCACGAGAGUUAAUGGUUCAAAUGUUGUUUUUAAGAACUCCUGUAGUAUUGCAUAAAUUAGGAACUAGAUCCGGACUUCUUUGACUCGAAAAUCUUCCUCCAAUUGAUUCGAAACCCUUUAUAUCAACGAACAAGAACCCUAAAUUUUUUCACUCGAGUUCACAACUGAAGUCUGAGUUCCAUUUGGUGAAGGAAAGAUGUCGACGCCACCGAAUUCAUCUGCAUCUUCUUCUUCCCAAUUCACUUAUUCUAACAACAAUGGUUCCUAUUUUCCGAUGCCCUUCCACCUUCAACAACCUCAGACCUAUCCUACGGCUCCUCCUCCUCCUCCGCCUGCAGUGGUUCAAUACCCCGCUCCACCAUCCGGUUACCCUGCUCCGUCUACUUCUGUCCCUGGAGUCUACUUUCCUCAGUUCCAGCAGGCACAGCAGUUAUUUCAAAGGGAUGCACAGACAAUUACACCUGAAGCUCUAGAAAGUGUGAAGGCUGCGCUUGCAAGCAGUGAAGUAGAGCAUAAAGCAGAGGUAAAAAAGAAAGCAAUACCUCGUAAAGCAGCUGGUCUAGCUUGGGAGGAUCCAACACUGGCAGAGUGGCCAGAAAAUGAUUAUCGGCUAUUUUGUGGGGAUCUCGGGAAUGAGGUUAAUGAUGAUGUUCUUUCAAAAGCUUUCUCACGAUUUCCUACAUUCAACAUGGCUAAGGUUGUCCGAGAUAAGCGAACAGGCAAGACUAAAGGCUACGGAUUUGUUAGUUUUUCCAACCCAACUGAUCUUGCUGCUGCUCUUAAAGAAAUGAACGGAAAAUAUGUGGGUAAUCGGCCGAUCAAACUACGCAAGAGCAACUGGAAAGAGAGAACGGAUGUGGAGGCCUUGGAGAGACAAAAGAAACAUACACAGAGAAAAACAAAACUGCCCAAAAAGAGUGUGUUGCACAAGUGAAGCGACUGAGGAAAACAAACGAACAUAUAUGCCUUGCUAUUCUCUCUUCUCCUAAACCUUUUGUAUUGCAUCAAGAGUCUUAUACAUAUAUUGCUUUUUUUUUUUUUUUGCCUCAAAGUGUAAGGAUUAAAUUUAUAGAUUGUUCAUGCAUUAAGUCUGUUAAUGAAAGAAUUGCGGAAGGUUUUAGGAUUUUAA